GGAGACGUAGAGGAGUCACAGAUUCGUUCCUGCUGCAGUGAGGCUCUUUGAAGAUAUGUACCCCGUCGAGGCAUAAUGGACGAAGCCGACGUCCAUUCUUCCUGCGUCCUGGUUGACCGCUGUCGCUGUCUCGUGGGAAUUGCCCUACGGCGUUUUGUUGUGGAAGUCGCUGUUCGUUAGCCUCGUAUCGAGUCUACGGUUCCCCGCUCAGUCGGCGGCCAAUAGAAACACAAAGAAAAACCAAGAGUCCCUUGAAAAAGGGAGGAAGAAACCGUCACAGAUAAUCUUCUCUGCUUCUCCGUUCCUUGCUGCUUUCUAGAUUCUGUCGGAGCGGGCGGUUUCUCCUCUUGUCUGGCGCCUCCCCUGCAUCUCUUCCACCACUGUGGAGCGCAUUGUUCUAACCGCGAUAUUUUUAUAUUCCGAUGUGGGCAAGGCACCUAUGGCGUCAGGUGAGAUGAUGCAUAUAACAACGAAGCUUUCCAUCCUCAUUUCGUUUCAAUGUGUGCUUUGUACGUUCUUACCCGAGCGCGUCACUGCGCAAGCCAUGCUGAAGCCAGCACGCGAUCCAGAAGGUGCUCGCGGGGUUGGUUCCUCGUCAGUUUCAAUGUCACAGGCUUCAAGUGUUGUAGGGACACAGGCACGGUGGCUUGCCGAAGGCAGCCCUGGUGAGGAGCCUGAUCCUGUCCGUGAAUUGCUCGAUCUUGAAGAGGAGCUCCAGGACCUUCUUGCAUUGAGAUACAGGGAGCGGCAACGCUUUCGGCAUUGUGCGGCGACAGACCCAGAAACGUUGAAACAGAUGUUUGAACAAAAGCGUGAAGAGAAGGAAGCGGCUUGCAACGUCUGGGCGGCAUUGCUAGAUGCCCUCUCUGAGAAAAUUGAUGCCAUGGACAACGAGAGAAAGGCCAUGCAAAAGCGUCUCACACAGAUGCAGUUCGAACAGUAUCUUGCUGCAGCGGCUGCUCCCAGUCGAGCUGCAGCCGGGGGGGAAGGUUCGCGUUUCUCGUCGGGUGAAGCAGCGGAUUCUGCGAGCAAGAGCCAACCCCCUGGUGGUGCGGAAGGAACGCCAGGUGACGCUGGUUCCGUGGAGGCCUUGGAUAGGGAAUUAGCUCGCGUAAGGCAGCAAAUAAAACUGGCAGCAAAGAAGAGCAUAUGUUGUCGCGUAAAGCUGAAAAAGCACUUAGAACAUAAGCCACCGUCUCCAACGGAGGGACUGUUUGUACGUGAACAAUUGGCUGGACGCGCGUGGGAGGCCCGACGUCUCCAACUCGAGCAAAACGCUGAACAGGGGCGCGAAACCGCCGACCAACUUCGUAAGCAGCUGCAGGUACUUAAACAACGGAAGGCUGCGUAUGAGAAAGCGCACGGUUCUUCUCCGGGAGCCACAGGCUGUGAACAUGCCCCCUUACGCUUCGCCCGUUUAGGCAUUACCGUCGACGAACGUGAGGCGUCUAAAAUGUGGUUUCAACGCCCUAAUUUCAUAUGCCUCAGCCACUGCUCGAGUAGCGGUCCUACUGAUCCGGCUGGACUGCCUCGUCAUGAACCCCGACAUAAUGUGUUCCUUGCCCGGAGACAGCAUGUAUCGCGACCAAGUCGGAAGCCAGGCAGUAAACGGGGUCGCAGUCGUGCAGCUGAAGGCAGCGGUAAAACGGGUGACGAACACAAAGCAAGCACGAGUACGUCCGGACUUGCAGGACCAUCAGAGUUCCAAAAUGAACGACUGCACUGCGCUCUAUAUGGACUGACGAAUCCGUCGUCGACAGUAGCGAGUCGUUGGCAAAACCGUGUUCUGUGAAAUGGCACGGCUGAUUUCGUUUCCGCCUGGCAGCUGGUUCAGCAGCAGGGGAUGCGAGUCUGUAGACAAAGCUGCCACAGUUGCCGGAGUCAUGACGAUGUGGAUGUCGUCUCCUUCUUCCGUGUUUAGAGCCAAUGCCAGAGGGUCACGUGGAAUCUUCCAACGCCACCGCUUUCCGCGUUACAGCGUCGGAGUGACCCCGCUGGGUGCAUUAGACCUCUCGUUUUGUCGCUGGAACAGGAGUCAGUCACGUUCGUAGUGCCGCGGCGAAUGUAUGAACUACGAGG
Messenger RNA from Toxoplasma gondii ME49, 2079 nucleotides. RefSeq lists its product as hypothetical. The record is from RefSeq and is a predicted model, not a curated record. The transcript is spliced from 2 exons. NCBI's taxonomy places the organism in Eukaryota, Apicomplexa, Conoidasida, Eucoccidiorida, Sarcocystidae. The coding region runs from base 440 to 1792 and encodes 450 amino acids.